AUGGUCACGAUCCGCGUCGCGAUGGCCCAAGAGCUCCGAGGUUCCGACCUCAAGAAGCGGAAACAACUCGUUUUUGCUGUGAUUCACUACGCCGGGUACUCUGCCACGUCGGACGUUGUUUGCAACCGAACCGGUGAAGUGUGGUGGAUGGUUGAGCUCUCCAUCGACGCGGACGUCGUCGACAUCACGCAACAUCCAACGAUCGAAGUGUAUGUAUUCUGCGCCGACUCGUGGGGCGCUCGUGAAUCGCUGCUCGGGUCGUCUCAAGUGCGCAUGCCUCGGUACGGACUGGCAUUCCACGAACUCACGCCGCUGUUGCAGAACCAAGUCACGACUGGGCAGCUCCUCGUGUUUGUGGACGCGACGGCGCACUGGAGUGCCGCAGACGUCGACCUGGAGCACUGGAGCGCGCUGACACUGGCGCCAAAGGAAGACCUUGAACAGCCGUCCAGUGAAGCGACGCCGCAUGCUGCCGAGCUCUCUCCUCGGUAUGCGUCCGAGGGCACGACCGUGGAGGAACCAGAACCCGAACACGAAAAUGGCAUCGACGAGACAUCACUCAGCGACACAAAAGUCUCUGAAUCCCGACGCGCAUUGACAAUGCCUCAAGACAACGAGAGCCACGAAGGGUGCGAACCAUCCAUCGAUGCAUAA
This is a messenger RNA of Saprolegnia parasitica CBS 223.65, 654 nucleotides long. RefSeq lists its product as hypothetical. The transcript has a single exon. Lineage: Eukaryota; Oomycota; Saprolegniomycetes; Saprolegniales; Saprolegniaceae. Bases 1 to 654 code for a protein of 217 amino acids. The record is from RefSeq and is a predicted model, not a curated record.